AUGAAUGAAACUACAGACAAACUUAACUCUUCUCUCAUUCUUCCUUUCAGUAAGGACUAUGAGUUCUGUUCAAAUGGCGUUUAUUUCUAUUGUGGAAAGAUGGGGUCAGGAAAGACAUUUAAUCUCAUUCGUCAUAUACUCAUAACAGAACGUUUAGGAAAUGACUCAUAUUAUGACCAAAUCAUUAUAUCAGCAACUUCAGACUCUAUGGACUCAACAGCGAAAACAUUUAUGUCAAAAGUUCAAGCCUCUGUCGUUAAAGUUCCAGACAGUGAACUCAUUGAAUUUCUUCAACGUUACAUUCGACGUAAGAGGAAAUAUUAUGCCAUCGUUGAAUUUAUACAGUCAGGAAUGCAAAAGACUUCAGAAGAGAUGGAAAGAAUUAUUGACAAACACCACUUACGUCAAUACUCAGGAGUUUACGAUAUGAAACGACUGACAAACUACAUUCUAUCAAAACUUUCAAAAUACCCCUUCAAAAAAUAUCCAUCAAACACUCUGCUCGUUUGUGACGACUUCGCCGGAAAAGGUUUAGUGUCAAAACCAGACUCACCAUUAGCUAACAUCAUUACUAAAGUCAGACAUUACCAUUUAACUGUAGCAAUACUUAUGCAAACAUGGAGGUUUUUAGCUUUAAACAUAAAACGUCUCAUAACUGACUUCGUUAUCUUUCAAGGUUUCUCACGCUAUGAUAUUGAACUCAUUUGGAAACAGUCAGGUAUAACAUUACCUUUUGAAGAAAUUUGGGAAGCAUAUAAGUCUCUCAUCUCUCCUC
Messenger RNA from Trichomonas vaginalis G3, 775 nucleotides. Its product is annotated as protein of unknown function, DUF4106 family. NCBI's taxonomy places the organism in Eukaryota, Parabasalia, Trichomonadida, Trichomonadidae. The record is from RefSeq and is a predicted model, not a curated record. The annotation marks the transcript as partial. The transcript has a single exon.